GAAAGCCCGCACGCACGCCAUGGCGGUCGGCGCGGCCGCCACGAAGCUGCACAUCUCGCCCUUCGCCCGGCGCCCCACGCUGCACCAGCUGGCGGCCGUCGCCGUGCUCUGCUCGCUCUCCUACCUCGCCGGCGUCUGGCACCACGGCGGCCUCACCUCCACCCCCACCCCCACCGCUCCCUCCGUCUCCAUCGCCACCACCGCCGCCGUCACCUGCGCCACCCCCUCCCCCUCCCUCCCCAACCGCGCCUCCCCCACCCCUCCCCUCGACUUCCGCGCGCACCACACCGCCGAGGCGAACCAGGCGGCGUCCACCCCGGCACCGCGCGCCUACGAGGCGUGCCCGGCCAGGUACUCCGAGUACACGCCGUGCGAGGACGUGGAGCGCUCGCUGCGGUUCCCAAGGGACCGCCUCGUGUACCGGGAGCGCCACUGCCCGUCCGGCGGCGAGCGGCUGCGGUGCCUCGUGCCGGCGCCCCGCGGGUACCGCAAUCCCUUCCCGUGGCCCGCCAGCCGCGACGUCGCCUGGUUCGCCAACGUCCCGCACAAGGAGCUCACCGUCGAGAAGGCCGUGCAGAACUGGAUCCGCGUCGACGGGGACAAGUUCCGCUUCCCCGGGGGCGGCACCAUGUUCCCGCACGGCGCCAGCGCCUACAUCGACGACAUCGGGAAGCUCAUCCCGCUCCACGACGGAUCCAUCAGGACCGCACUCGACACCGGAUGCGGGGUGGCAAGCUGGGGAGCGUAUUUGUUGUCACGCAACAUCCUGGCCAUGUCCUUCGCUCCGCGGGACUCUCACGAGGCGCAGGUGCAGUUUGCGCUGGAACGUGGCGUGCCGGCGAUGAUCGGCGUGCUCGCUUCCAACCGGCUCCCCUAUCCUGCACGCGCCUUUGACAUGGCGCACUGCUCCCGCUGCCUAAUCCCCUGGCAGCUCUACGAUGGUCUGUACUUGAUUGAAGUCGAUCGCAUUCUGCGUCCUGGGGGCUAUUGGAUCUUGUCAGGACCACCAAUCAACUGGAAGAAGCACGCGAAGGGAUGGCAAAGGACCAGGGAGGACCUGAAUGCAGAGCAACAAGCCAUCGAGGCAGUUGCCAAAAGCCUCUGCUGGAAGAAGAUCAAGGAAGUUGGCGACAUUGCAAUCUGGCAAAAACCUACUAAUCACAUCCACUGCAAGGCCUCCCGCAAACUCAUCAAGUCCCCACCAUUCUGCUCGAAUAAAAAUCCAGAUGCUGCCUGGUAUGACAAGAUGGAGGCUUGUAUAACUCCACUCCCGCAGGCUAGUGACAUCAAGGAGGUUGCUGGUGGUGAGUUAAAGAAGUGGCCGCAAAGGCUCACUGCCGUACCACCUAGAAUUGCCAGUGGCAGCAUUGAGGGUGUAACCGAUGAAAUGUUUAAGGAAGAUACCAAGUUAUGGAAGAAGAGGGUUGGGCACUACAAGUCCGUGAUAAGUCAAUUUGGGCAGAAGGGCCGGUACCGCAACUUGCUGGACAUGAAUGCCCGCUUUGGUGGCUUUGCUGCGGCAUUGGUGGGUGACCCUAUGUGGGUAAUGAAUAUGGUCCCAACUGUUGGGAACUCGACAACUCUUGGUGUGAUAUUUGAGCGUGGCCUCAUUGGAAACUACCAAGACUGGUGUGAGGGCAUGUCUACCUAUCCCCGGACCUACGACCUUAUUCAUGCUGAUUCAGUUUUCAGUCUGUACAAGGACAGAUGUGAGAUGGACACCAUUCUGCUGGAGAUGGACAGAAUCCUGAGGCCGGAGGGCACGGUGAUCAUCCGAGAUGAUGUUGAUUUGCUAGUGAAGAUAAAGAGCAUCGCGGACGGGAUGAGAUGGAAUAGCCAGAUCGUGGAUCACGAAGAUGGUCCGCUCGUCCGGGAGAAGCUCCUCCUUGUUGUCAAGACAUACUGGACACUUGGGGAUGAAAAUCAAUAGCAAUAACGUGAAAUAAAAGCAUAAAAAAGCAGAGAAGUUGACAUGCUGGGCAGAUCUCUCAGUUGGCUUGCUUCCACUGUUUUGCCUUCUGAUUUUGAAAUUUAGUUUCUUGAGUAUUCUUUUGGCGAAGUAGAGUUUACAUAGUGGAGAUCUGCCCAAUGGGUUAUGGUGUAGAAGAGAUGGGGCGCAUAUGAGAAGGGAAACCAGCAAAGAUUUUGAUAUGAAAGGACAGCCAAAUAGGGUGAAGAGAGAUUAUUAUGUUUUUGCUGUACAGAGUUAAUUAUAAAUCCCAUGGCUGUUCAGUGGUUACUGAGUCAGACCCAAAAAUGGAGUACACAGGGACAUUUCUUUGCA
Messenger RNA from Lolium rigidum, 2284 nucleotides. RefSeq names its product probable methyltransferase PMT15. The coding region runs from base 20 to 1930 and encodes 636 amino acids. The transcript is spliced from 6 exons. The record is from RefSeq and is a predicted model, not a curated record. Gene Ontology annotation, cellular component: trans-Golgi network; endosome; cytoplasm. Lineage: Eukaryota; Viridiplantae; Streptophyta; Magnoliopsida; Poales; Poaceae. Gene Ontology annotation, molecular function: methyltransferase activity.